Messenger RNA from Sitophilus oryzae (rice weevil), 2316 nucleotides. Its product is annotated as zinc finger MYM-type protein 1-like. The transcript is spliced from 2 exons. Bases 81 to 2159 code for a protein of 692 amino acids. Lineage: Eukaryota; Metazoa; Arthropoda; Insecta; Coleoptera; Curculionidae. Gene Ontology annotation, molecular function: protein dimerization activity. The record is from RefSeq and is a predicted model, not a curated record.
UGCUAAAUUUAAUUAAUAAUGUUCUGUUUAUGAAUAAAUAAUGAACUGUUGUUGACUGAUUCUCGAAUAGAUAUUUUAAAAUGUCGGAACCAACAACAUUGUGUUUAGUUUGUGAAAUCGUGCGAUUAAAAGAAAACGAUUGCUUAAAUUUCGAAAAACGUUUAGAGUGUAAAAACACUGGUCGGCCUUUGCCGGAAUUAACGUUAAAACAAGUGACCCAAGAUAAAAACAAGAGUGUAAAUCGGUAUUUUAAAAAAACAAUGUACGAUUUAUGUGACUUUAUAUGUGGCUGUAAAGACAGGAACAUGUUUUUUUGUUUUCCUUGUUUGUUGUUUUCAUCUACAAACGAUGUGUGGUGUAAAACAGGGGUGACUGAUUUAAAACAUUUAAAGGAGAAGAUCAAGAAGCACUCUUUGUCAGCCGAUCACAUUAAGUGUAUGGUCAGUUUUUCAGCACUUGGCAGAGUAGAUAUACGAUUGCAACUUGAUAGCACUUACCGAAAAUCUGUGCAGAAAUUUAAUGAAAACGUCACCCAAAAUCGAUAUAUUUUAAAUAAAAUUUUAAACUGUAUAAAAUUUUGCGGAGCUUUCGAGCUUGCUCUAAGGGGUCACGAUGAAUGUGAAAUUUCAGAAAAUCCCGGUGUUUUUCGGGGGCUAAUUAAUUUUGUGGCUGAAUUAGAUUUCAUUUUUAAAGACCAUCUAGAACAUAGUAAAUCUUUUAAAGAAGUGUCAAAAACUAUUGAAAACGACUUACUAGAUUCUAUUUUAUUUGUUGCACAAGACCAUAUUAAAAACGAAGUGAAAGAAGCUCCUUUUUUAUGCAUUCAAGUAGAUGAAACCACCGACAGUUCAAAUAACACUCAAAUGGUUUUAAUAAUUCGUUAUAUUCUAGAAGGAACAAUUUGUGAAAGAUUUUGGAAUUUUAUAAAACCGGAGGGCAAGACGGCAAAUGAUUUGGCAAAAGCAAUUUUUCAUGAAUUGGACAUUUUAGGGAUUGGUUCAGAAAAACUUAUUGCUCAAUGUUAUGAUGGCGCUUCAGUAAUGAGUGGAAACUUCGGUGGCGUUCAAAUUAAAAUUAAAGAGAAAUAUCCCAACGCUCAUUAUGUGCAUUGUUAUGCUCAUCACCUUAAUUUGAUACUGCAAAAAGCUGCUAGCAAAGAAAAAUGCAUAAGGUCCCCCAAAAGAACAGAAGUUUUAGAUGAAAUACUACAAAAACGAUUUCCUAGAGCGGCUCCGACACGAUGGUAUUUUAAUACAAGGUGUGUAGAAACUGUUUUUGAAAAUAAAGAAAAUAUUAAAAUUUGCUUGGAAAGAAUUAUUGAGUUAGAGGACGAUUCGGUCACUUUACAACAAGCUACAGGAUUGUUAAACCAUUUAGAAAACAGUGAUUUUGUGUAUUGGUUAAAUAUUUUUCAUUUAAUUUUACCUCACUCUGAGAUAUUUAACAAUUUACAAAAAAAAAGAAAAUUAGUUGCUACAGAAGUACAAAGAAUGACAUCACAUUUUCAGCAGACGAUUCAAAGGAUUCGGGAAACUAUUUUAAACGAUAAAAAGAUCCCUGAACAACAGAAAAAUAAUAAACGACAAAGAGGCGACCUUGAAUCAAAAAAGCGAAUAGCUCUAGAGAUAUGCGAUAUAAUUAUUGUAGAGAUUGAAAAUCGCUUUAAAUUUUCUGACCACCUUGUUUUAGAACAGUUAAUCCGGAAAGAAAACUAUGCUAAUUUUAAACAACAGUUUCCAGAGGAUAUUUUAGAGUUAAUUAAAGUAAAUUAUCCUAUUAUAGAUUCUGCUAAAUUAAAAACGGAAUUAAAUGUAAUUUUUGAUAGAGAAGACUUUCGUGACAACGAUGGAGCUACAGAACUGUUAAAGCUUUUUUUCAACAUUAAUUUAAGUACUACAUUUUCCGAAACAAUUAAGCUUCUGAACAUUUUAUGUACGAUACCCAUGACAACUGUUGAAAGUGCGCGCAGUUUUUCAACGUUAAAACGAAUAAAAAGUUUAAUAAGAAAUACUAUAGGACAGGACAGGUUGUGCGCUUUGACAAUGUUAAGUGUGGAGAAGUCUAUGAUAAAAAACAUUGGUAAUUUUAACGAACUGGUGAUAGAUCAUUUCGCGAUCUCCAAAGAACGCCGCAUUGACUUAAAAUAUAGAAAAAUGUGAAAUAAAACUUUUUAGAAAUGUGUAUGUGUAUAUAUGUAGUUAUAUUUUUUUGGCAUUAUUAUUUAAGUGUCUUUUAAACCCUAACGUGGAACAUUUGUGUAAAGAACAGUGACUGGAUUUUUAGUGAAAUGGCACUAGACCGCCUCUUUGAAAAGUG